AGUUGUCAUAAAUCAUAACCUCAAAAAUAACAAUCUCGUUUUAUAACAUUUCUUUAUUAAAAAUAUCCUUUACGGUGUUCAACAAGUAAAUAUUUAAAUACGUGCUUUAGUUAAUGAAAUCCAAAAUAGCUACCUAAUUCACGUGAUCCCGAAAGGGGAGCUUAGUUAUCAGUAAAUGACUGUUGAUAGUCCCCUACGUAAUUUGUGAUAAAAUUAAUUAUUCUCGGUUUAUAUCUCCCAGUUAUGUGUCUCCUCGUGGGACAAAUGACUCGAUUUAACGUUGAUUUCGUGCACAACACCGGUUGACGACAAUAAAUUAUCUGUUUAAAUUAAAUAUCGAAAUUUGUUUGUUCACUCGAAAAUGUUGUGUUUAUAUUUUGGUGGGUGUAAUAAAAUAAACAUUACCGCUUAACCCUGUUGCGGAACACGUGAUCGAACAAAGCUAUUUAGGUGAUUGUUUCGGGACAUAUGAUCGAACGAAGCUAUUUAGGUUAUCAAUAUUUAUAUUACAGACACGUUAAUUUUAAUAUUCAUCAGUUUAUCUGAAGUAUACCUAAUAGGAGGAUAGACUUAACGUCUAUCAUCGAAGUAUAUAUGGCGUAUUUUUAUAAGAUAGAAGUGAUUGUAAUUACCUUGAAACCAAUGUCAAUAUCAACGACAUGGUACAAGGUUACAGAUUUUGUUUUUCUGUGACAAUAACUAGGAAGUUGUAACGUGGAGUCCGAGACAGAAAUGUAAUAGAUAAGUGCCAAGUGUGUUUUGUUGAUUCAGUUUUGGUUCUAUUUUUGGAUAUUUAGGAAAUAAUGACGUCUCGCAAUGUCUUUUUGCCAACAGAAACAAUCAACAAACUGAAAUGCGAUCUAUGCCGCGGAUACCUUUCAGUACCCCCGAUAUACUCGUGCAAAGACAAAUACGCUUGCGGAAGAUGCAACCCGGAAUGGGAACGAAACGUCAUCUACGAAGAAUUGGCCCAAUACAUGAUAUUCCCUUGCGUUUUCUGCGAAGUGGGUUAUCCUUGGGGCGCUGUCCAAUACCACGAAGAAAAAUGCCGGAGGUACAGGUUGAUAUGUCCGCCGAUUAAUUCGAAACGGGGCCCGAACCGGGGGCAGUACCACCAGAAAUGUUGGAAACAAAAUGUCCGUUGCCCUUUCGAUCUUUGUCUCGACAACAUCGACGUCAACGAUAUCCUAAAACAUUUCGACAAACACCAUCCGGAUUACGUUUUCGCCGAUACCGUGCGAGCUAGGAAAAUUUUCAAAGAGGAAAAAGUGUGGAAUUUCAAUCCGGAAACCAACGUUUGUUUAUUGGUAUCGAACAACAUACCGCUGUUGCUUUUCAUCCACAACGAAUGCCAUUUCGACGAAACCACGGGGGACAUUCUACAUUACAAUUAUUAUUUCGCGCUGUUCACUUUUUGCACGGAAAAAUUUGAUUUGAAAUAUUCGGUUAACGUCGAAUUGUACUCGCGAGGCGCCUUGGAUUACAGCAAAACGUUGAAAAAUCAAGACAUCAAGAGUUUCAACGGCAAAAUCCACUGCGCGAGUUUCUUCCGUCAGGAUCUGUUCAAAUUGAACAGCUUCGAUUUCGCCACGACGAAAUUUACUAAAUUGGAACGAAAAGACGGACUGGUACUGACUUAUUCGGUGAACGUGACGGAUGGCGCCGUACAAAUGUCGCCGGAAAAACGAUCGGACCAAUCGAAAGGCAUAGAAAAAUAUAUAGAGUGUCCCAUUUGUAAGGAGUACAUGUGCGCGCCUAUUUACAAUUGUUCCGCCGGUCAUACGAUUUGUAAACAGUGCAGAAACAAAUUGAGUUUGUGUCCUUAUUGUCAAGCGGUGUUGGGAAAUUCGAGGAAUUACGUUUUGGAAGAUAUAUCGGAAACGGUGACCUUGAAAUGUCAUAACGAACAUAAAGGUUGCGUAUUUACAAGUAAAGUGCGCGAAAUUAAAUUGCACGAAGUUAGUUGUACGUUUAAUUGAUGUCGGUGUUGUAUUAAAUUGUUGGAAUAUUU
Diorhabda carinulata is the source of this 2011-nucleotide messenger RNA. RefSeq lists its product as uncharacterized. Gene Ontology annotation, molecular function: ubiquitin protein ligase activity; ubiquitin conjugating enzyme binding. Lineage: Eukaryota; Metazoa; Arthropoda; Insecta; Coleoptera; Chrysomelidae. The transcript has 2 exons. The coding region runs from base 804 to 1979 and encodes 391 amino acids. Gene Ontology annotation, cellular component: cytoplasm. The record is from RefSeq and is a predicted model, not a curated record. Gene Ontology annotation, biological process: multicellular organism development; proteasome-mediated ubiquitin-dependent protein catabolic process.